UCCUUCAUUGCUGGACUCACCAUUGUAAAAACUGCUGACAGUGAGAAAUCCCUGGACUUGGAACAAGCUGUCAUAAUGGUGUCUCAUAUUCUACUCUUCGUAGUCGCUUCAUCUGUUUUUCUCACCCAGAUUGUACUAAGCAGACUGUCAGAUUCACUGCUCACGCUUGCAGACUCGGCCCGUACGCUGUCUAUUAUAAUUGCUCUCUGUCCAGCCAUCAUCCUUCCCCGCUCGUCCUCCUGGUCCUCCUAUCCUAAAGCACGUCUUCCCGCUCUGUUCUCCCUCCUGUCCCCUCUCCUGCUCUCCUCCCUGUGUCUGGCUCUCACUUUAGGCUCCCUGGGACAUCUGGUACAUCCUCACCACUCUCAUCAGCCAGCCCUCAUCUUUGUGGCCGGGGUGCUGGGUCUGCUCUUCAAUGGCGCCUAUCUGGCGGUAACUGGAGCUCUACAAGGUAAGGCUUUGGAGGCUGGAACCAAACCAAGAUGGCGUCUGGUGCUGUGCCUGUUGUGUUCCCUGGCUCCUUCUUCUCUCCUCUUGGCCAGCAGUUUGCUUCUUCACCUGUUCACUCACCCCACAGUGCACUACUUGGAUCCAGCUCUCUCCUUGGCUUCCAUCGCUAUCAUGGUGGCUUCAGUUUACUCAGACAUAGUUCAAAGUGGUUGUGUCCUCCUCCAAGCCGUUCCUACCUCUGCUAAUAUACAAAGCCUCAAGGUGGAUUUAGAUGCCCUCUGUGGCCAUAAUGGGCAUCAUGAACUUCAUAUGUGGACCCUUUCUGGUGACCAUGGGGUGGCUUCUCUCCACGUUCAUUGUUCUGGACUGGAGGCUUACAUGAAUAUUUUAAGUCAAGCCAGAGUUCUGUUUAAGCGCCAUGGCAUAAGGGAGCUGACGGUGCAGCCAGAAUUUGGAAACCCAGGCACAUGUUCCUUGGCCUGUGGACCUGCCUGUGCCCAUUACUCCUGUUGUGACUCAACUCCUUCUACAAGCAAUGAUUUAGUCCUGACCAAUGUGUGCGCAUGAGAUGAAAGUAAAACACUACCUCAGUCUACUAAUGAGACACUAGAGAACUAAUAGCAUUUAGUAAAUGGAGCCACUUUACAUAUAGUAUUAACAGGUGGAAGCAGAGACAUUAUGGAUAACAAA
Messenger RNA from Nanorana parkeri, 1140 nucleotides. Its product is annotated as metal tolerance protein 8-like. The record is from RefSeq and is a predicted model, not a curated record. The transcript has 3 exons. NCBI's taxonomy places the organism in Eukaryota, Metazoa, Chordata, Amphibia, Anura, Dicroglossidae. Bases 76 to 1017 code for a protein of 313 amino acids. Gene Ontology annotation, biological process: zinc ion transmembrane transport; intracellular zinc ion homeostasis; detoxification of zinc ion. Gene Ontology annotation, cellular component: membrane. Gene Ontology annotation, molecular function: zinc ion transmembrane transporter activity.